AUGAGCAGUCAACCACCUUUAUGGCUGACGGCUAUGCCCGCGCUUCAGGCAAGCCUGGUGUGGCAAUGGUUGUUCCAGGCUGUGGUUUUGCUCAACGCCACAUCCGGAUUGACCAACGCUUAUGCUCGCUCCUCGCCGGUGCUCUUGAUUGCCGGUCAGAUCCCCCGGGGCAUGAUUGGCAAGAACCUGGGAGCGGUCCACCAAGUCCUGGACCAGCAGGAAAUAGUGCGGAAUCUAACCAAGUGGAGAGGGCGCGCGCUGCGUCCCCGCGAAGUCCCCUACACGGUAUCUGAAGCAUUCCGGCAAAUGCGAAGCGGGCGACCCCGGCCUGUGUUGGUCGAGCUUCCCCCGGAAGCGGGGGUUGAACAGGAGGAUGUUCAGCUUCGCAGCCCGGCUCCCGUGUCCAAUAUUGUGCCCAACUCUGACCAACUCCGGGAGGCGGCCCGCGUUAUCGCCCAAUCCCGUUUGCCCCUUAUCUUCGCCGGCGGCGGCGUGGCCCGUUCUGAUGGGGAAGAAGCUCUCGUCAGGUUGGCCGAAGCGACAAACAUCCCCGUAAUCACAUCCAGUGGCGGCAAAGGCACAAUACCGGACCGGCACCCACUUUGUUAUGGCUCCUGCUUCAGUGCCAGAGGCGAAAGGCAGGAGAUGAACCAGCUUUUCGAGGUGAUGCAGUCGUCCGAUGUUGUUAUAGGGAUUGGCGCCCGAUUCUCCCUAGGAAAUCCCGCGGGAGAAGCGUCUACGUUGGUUAACAUAAACAUAGACGAUACUGAACUUACCCGGCUCCAGGCCAAUACGUUACCCCUGCACGGCGAUGCGAAAGCGACCAUGGAGGCCUUGCUGCCAUAUCUGAUGGAGGCUGAAGCCGGUGACCGUCCGUCGCCCGUAGAAGCCGUGGUAGCUGCCCGCCGACUCAUUGCCUACUAUGACAUCGGUCUCCGUGAGCCGCAGUACCCCGUAAUGGAGGCAAUGCAGAGAGGGCUGCCGGAAGAGGCCAUAAUCGUUUGGGACGUCACCCAAUUUGGCUACUAUGCUCGUACCCAUUACCAAGUAAACCAUCCGAAGACUUACAUCGAUUCGGGCUAUUCCUUCAACCUGGGAUACGCUUUCCCUACUGCCCUUGGCGCCAAGGUGGCCAAGCCGGACCAACCGGUUGUAUGCAUGGCCGGCGAUGGCGGGUUCAUGUUUAAUUCUUCCGAACUGUCCACCGCUGUCAAGUACGGCAUCAACGUGGUUACAGUUGUAUUCAGAAAUGAUUCCUACGGCAAUGUGGCCCGCGACCUUGACGAUUUCUUCUCCGGGACAUACGAAACUGACCUCCAUAAUCCCGAUUUCGUCAAAUUCGCGGAAAGCUUCGGCGCAGUGGGCUUGAGGGCGGACGAUCCCAAAGACCUGGAGACACUAAUACCCCAUGCGCUGGAACUCAACGCCCCGGUGAUUAUUGACGUGCCGUUUGGUGAUAUGCCAAUACCCAGAGCCCCCCAGAUAGCGCCGUUCUAUGCCCUGCCAUGGACCCAGCCCCAGGAAGGGCUGAUUCCAUCAUAA
Geodia barretti is the source of this 1542-nucleotide messenger RNA. Lineage: Eukaryota; Metazoa; Porifera; Demospongiae; Tetractinellida; Geodiidae. The record is from the annotation of a GenBank genome assembly.